CAACCAAAGUAGCGAUUCCAUUGCAUAUAAUUAAAUAAUUUUAUACAUUUAAUGAAAUCAAUGAUUAAAUAUUAUGUUCAAACAUGAAAAUUAGAGCUUUAAAAAAAGUACGUAACACAAAUUAUUAAUUGAAAAAACAAUAUCACAGACACCUAUUCACACGUACACCUAUUCAGAGAAAUGUUUCAGUACCGGCGUCCUUCAAGAAAAAUAGGAUAUGAUACUCUACCAAUAGAUUCAAUGCAAGGACUUGAAAUCAGCAGUCCAGUAGGUGGCGGCGGAGGUGGCGCACCACCAAGCGGAGCUCCAACAUCACCAUAUUCAAUGGAUAUGGACGUUGGGGAAAUUGAUGCUGGUGCAUUAAAUUUUGAUUUGGGCGCAAUGCCAACUCCACCAAAUGACAACAAUAAUUUGGCCGCUUGGUACGAUACUGAUUGUUAAAAUGUUCUAUUUUUAUUAUAAAAUAUACAUUUGCAAUCAAAUCAAACUUAUUAUUUAAGAAGUAAUUUAGAUGUCCAAUUAAUGGAACAACAGACAUUUACACUUUUAUUUCAAUUUUUCAUUAUUACAUUUUUAGUUAUAAAAUUUUAGUUUUAACACCAACAUGCUUUAU
This is a messenger RNA of Teleopsis dalmanni, 613 nucleotides long. RefSeq names its product armadillo segment polarity protein-like. NCBI's taxonomy places the organism in Eukaryota, Metazoa, Arthropoda, Insecta, Diptera, Diopsidae. The record is from RefSeq and is a predicted model, not a curated record. The transcript is spliced from 2 exons. Bases 181 to 441 code for a protein of 86 amino acids.